AUAGAAUGACUGUUUACGCGAGGGCACUUCCGGUCCGCUAGGUGGCGCUACAGCUCUACUGUUCUGCUGAGAGGCGCCGUCUUUUGUGCAGUCGAGGAAGCCGAGAUGGCAGCCACCAUGAAGGGACCUGUAGCAGUAGAAGAUGUGAACGUCACUUUUGAAGACCAACAGAGGAUCAAUAAAUUCGCCAGGAACACAAGUCGGAUGAAUGAGCUGAAAAAUGAAAUUGAGGCAAAGAAAAAAUCGCUGCAGAACUUGCAGGAUGCCAGCGACGACCUGAUGAUGUUAGACGACGACUCUCUAUUGAUCCCGUAUCAAAUUGGCGACGUCUUUGUCAGUCACAGCCAGGAAGAAACUCAAGAGAUGCUGGAGGCUGCAAAGGAAACACUGGAGCAGGAGGUGAAAGGCCUUGACGACCGAGUGGCCGCGAUACUGCACGUUUUGGGGGAUCUGAAGAUCCAGCUCUACGCCAAGUUUGGUACCAACAUUAACCUGGAGGCGGAUGAAAGCUGAGCGGUGAAAUGGACAUUAACAGCUGCACCGACACGGACCCUCUCACGCAGCUCUCGUGUCAGAUCCUCAGAGCGUUUGCCAAACGACACAUAAAGUAGGACUCGGCAUGAACGGCUUCGACUUGCAGCUUCUGGCUCUUGUUUACACAGAUGUUGUGAUUCUUCAGUUUAACGUUGGCAAAUAAAUUCACAAGGACAGCAAAAGUUAAGAUUUGGAGGUUAAAUAAAUGCACAUCGUUUGUAAAGUAUUUUAAUUCGUCCCUUUAUUUAAUGUUUUUGUUUUUUUUACUCUGAUCAAACUAAAGUAAGAAAAUGAGAAACGAAACAACUGUGUAGUAUUUUAACUUCUGGCAAAUUUAACGUUCUGAACUUGUUUAAUUUGUGAACUCACUUUUAGUUUGACUAUCAACAAAGCUGUGUUGUAUCUUCACUAAUGUCUGAAGUCCUUUUGACGACUGCGUCACCUUAAUUCAGAAUUUGUGGCGUCGUCACGUCAAAUCAAGUUGAUUAAAUAAUUACCUUUUAUGUUACUGA
Molecule: messenger RNA, 1046 nt
Organism: Cottoperca gobio
Lineage: Eukaryota; Metazoa; Chordata; Actinopteri; Perciformes; Bovichtidae
Gene: pfdn4
Product: prefoldin subunit 4
Exons: 4
Coding region: 106-513 (135 amino acids)
Biological process (GO): protein folding
Cellular component (GO): cytoplasm; prefoldin complex
Source: RefSeq, a predicted model, not a curated record